Molecule: messenger RNA, 1509 nt
Organism: Triplophysa dalaica
Lineage: Eukaryota; Metazoa; Chordata; Actinopteri; Cypriniformes; Nemacheilidae
Gene: chrm1b
Product: cholinergic receptor, muscarinic 1b
Exons: 1
Coding region: 1-1509 (502 amino acids)
Biological process (GO): chemical synaptic transmission; G protein-coupled receptor signaling pathway, coupled to cyclic nucleotide second messenger; adenylate cyclase-inhibiting G protein-coupled acetylcholine receptor signaling pathway
Cellular component (GO): synapse; plasma membrane; dendrite
Molecular function (GO): G protein-coupled acetylcholine receptor activity; G protein-coupled serotonin receptor activity
Source: RefSeq, a predicted model, not a curated record
AUGAACCAAACUUGCAUCUCGGAGGCAAGAAACCUUAGCGUGGACCCACUUGGGGGUCACCAGGCAUGGGAGGUGGUUCUGAUUGUGCUUGUGACUGGACCUCUAUCCCUCGUCACUAUCCUCGGUAACCUUCUGGUGGUCAUCUCAUUCCGGGUCAACAGUCAGCUGCGAACCAUCAGUAACUACUAUCUACUGAGUCUUGCAGUGGCAGAUUUGAUCUUAGGUACUGUGUCAAUGAACCUAUAUACCAUCUACAUCAUAAUGGGUCGCUGGACAUGGGGACAUCUAGCUUGCGAUUUGUGGUUGGCCCUUGACUACGUAGCAAGCAAUGCUUCGGUAAUGAACCUACUGGUCAUAAGCUUCGACCGGUAUUUUUCUGUUACUCGACCGCUGACGUACCGAACGAAGCGUACGCCAAAGAAAGCAGCAGCGAUGAUCGCUCUCGCAUGGAUGGUGUCUUUUGUGCUGUGGGGGCCUGCAAUCUUAUUUUGGCCCCAUGUGGUCGGAAGAUCCCCCGAGGCUGAAUCUCAGGAAUGUUCCAUUCCCUUCUUAAAGGUGCCUCCACUGACUUACAGUACAGCCAUGGCUGCUUUUUAUCUACCAGUCACCAUUAUGAUCAUUCUGUAUUGGCGAAUUUAUUGGGAAAUCGAGAACAGAGCAAAAGGACUUGCUGGUUUUAUUGGGACUGUAAAAAAGACUAGAAACACCCUGGAUGGAUUAGACCAACAAUUCAUGUACCAGGCCAGUACCAAGAGCUGCUCAAAGGAAAGAAAUUCUAAAAAAGUGAAAGAAAAGAGUGAAGGCACACUGGCUGGGUGUUUUCCAGGGAGACAAAGUUCUCCGAAUUCAUUGGCGGACAUUUUGGGAAAGUCAGCUCAUGAGAGUUACAAAGAAGCGUACAGGAACAGAAGCUGGAACAUCGGCGACGAGGAUGACGGUGCCUUGUCUUCUUCCACUGAGGACGAACAUGAGCAGAGCAUUAGUGCGAGAGAACCGUCAUCCAAUCCGGCUGUGAUAAAGUUAAAAUAUCUGCAAAACAGAUCAGAGGUUUCAAGUGGUGUGCAGGAACACUUGACGAAAGCAACAGACAUGUCAGCAGAGUGCCCCACACGGCAGUCGCUCUCCAAAAUGGUCAGAAGGUCAGACCCCGUCAACUGCCACCAGCCCCGAGCGAAACACCGCAUCAGUACCAUCAUUAGAGAAAAGAAAGCUGCCCGAACAUUGAGUGCCAUCUUGUUGGCUUUCAUCCUAACGUGGACGCCAUAUAACAUCAUGGUUUUGGCUUCCAUUUCAUACUGCGUCCCAGAAAAACUCUGGCAGCUCGGAUACUGGCUGUGUUAUGUAAACAGUACAGUUAAUCCUAUAUGUUAUGCCCUCUGCAACGAGUCCUUCCGGGUCACUUUCAAGGCGCUGCUGCUUUGCCGCUGUGGAAAUAAACGAAAGUGGGACACGAGCAGCUGGAUUCGCCCUGCUUCCACAAGGCAAAAGAAGUCUAGUAGUACAGUGUAA